This is a messenger RNA of Gossypium raimondii (Peruvian cotton), 2908 nucleotides long. Its product is annotated as disease resistance protein RUN1-like. NCBI's taxonomy places the organism in Eukaryota, Viridiplantae, Streptophyta, Magnoliopsida, Malvales, Malvaceae. The coding region runs from base 162 to 2768 and encodes 868 amino acids. The record is from RefSeq and is a predicted model, not a curated record. Gene Ontology annotation, biological process: signal transduction; defense response. Gene Ontology annotation, molecular function: ADP binding. The transcript has 6 exons.
CUUCUUAAUGUUUGUUUUGAGAAACUACCUAUCUUCUUUUGUUCUCAGUUUGUUCAGAGGUGUGUUAAUUGGCCAGCCUUUCUGCGACAAAAAAGAAUCUUGAAAAUCUCCAAGUACCACGUAAAUCCCAUCGAUUUCUUCAACUUAGCUACUAAGUUCCAAUGGUUAGAUUCGAUAAUGAGACAUCCUCCUCUUCCUCCUCCUCCUCAUCAUCAUUGGAAUCAUCUUCUUCAGUUUCUCGAGGGAAAUAUGAUGUUUUCUUGAGUUUCAGAGGUGAGGAUACCCGCAGGAAUUUCACGGAUCAUCUUUAUGCUGCAUUUAAAAGGAGAGGAAUCACCACUUUUAGGGAUGACGAAAAGCUCGAGACAGGUGAACCCAUAGCACCUGAGCUCUUCAAAGCAAUUCAUGAGUCAUGGUGCUCUGUAAUCGUUUUGUCGGAAGGGUAUUGUUUCUCGAGUUGGUGCCUACAAGAGCUUUCCGAGAUUAUUCAACAGAAAAACGACAAGGGACAUAAAGUCUUCCCUAUUUUCUAUUAUGUGGAGCCAUCUAAUUUGAGAAAACAAACCGGAAAAGUUCUAGAAGCUUUUCUUAAGCAUGAAAAUAAUUUCCAGGACAACAAAGAGAAGACACAAAGAUGGCGAUCUGCUUUAACUCAAGUAGCUAACAUCAAAGGAUGGCACUUGAGUAACAGGCAUGAAUCAGAACUUAUUGGAGAAAUCAUUGAAAAGGUAUCAACAAAAUUAUGUCAAACAUUUGCAAGUGCUCCUAAUGACAUGAUUGGAAUUGAAUCACGUUUGGAAGAGUUAAAUUGCAAAAUAGGCAUAGGGGAGGAAGAUGAUAGUGUUCGGAUUAUAGGGAUUUGUGGUAUGGGCGGGUUAGGUAAAAUAACUCUUGCAAGAUUUGUUUAUACCCAAAUUUCAAGUCAUUUUGAAGGCCAAAGCUUUCUGGCCGAUGUUCGUGAGGUUGCGGAGAAACAUGGACUUGUUUAUUUGCAGAAACAACUUCUUUCCCAAAUUUUUCCAGAGGAAAGUUUCAACUUUUUUAAUGUUCAUGAUGGGAAUGACAUCAUAAGUCGUAUGUUAUCUCAUAAAAAGAUUUUUGUUGUUAUUGAUGAUGUGGAUAACAUACAACACUUAAAAUGUUUGAUAGGCAGGAGAGCUUGGUUUGGUUUAGGAAGCAGGAUCAUCAUAACAACAAGAGACGAGCAUCUGCUGCAAAUCUACGGAGUGGAUGAUGUGUAUAAUCCGACGAAAUUGAAUGCCAAGGAAGCACUUCGCCUUUUCAGUUUGAAAGCUUUCAAAAGUGAAACACCUGCAAUGGAAUUUUUCGAGCUUUCUAAACGUGUAGUGGAAUAUGCCAAUGGCCUUCCGUUAGCUCUUGAAGUUUUUGGUUCUUUUCUGUCUGGCAGAUCAGAUGAAGCUCAAUGGAGAAGUGCUAUUGAAAGACUUAAAAAGGAGUCCAACAAAGAAAUUCUAGACAGGCUUCAAAUAAGCUUUGAUGGGUUAGAAAAAUCGGAGAAAGAUAUAUUUUUGGAUAUUGCAUGCUUCUUCAAAGGAGAAGACAAAGAUAUGGUAACCAAAAUUCUCGAUGGUUGUGGCUUUUUCCCGGAUAUUGGAAUAGAUGUCCUCAUCAAGAAAUCUCUUGUAUCAAUUGAUGAAGACAACAAAUUGUCGAUGCAUGACUUGUUACAAGAGAUGGGAAGGAAAUUUGUUUACCAAGAAUCUCCUAAUGAACCUGCAAAACGUAGUAGAUUGUGGGACGAAAAGGAUACUAAUUAUGUGCUAAUAGGAAACACUGCAACGGAAGUUGUUCAAGGUCUAGUCAUCGAUUCUAUCAGGAAACAGAAUACUUGGACUUUGAGUGCUGAUGCCUUUUUGACAAUGAACAGGCUAAGACUGCUCAGAGUCUUCAAUGUUCCAAAUUCUCGUGAUUUCAAAUAUCUUAGUAACGAGUUAAGGCUUUUAGAAUGGCAUGGAUAUCCUUUCAAAUCCUUCCCUUCAAGCUUCCAACCAGAGAACCUUGUUGCACUUCUUCUGCCUUAUAGCCGCAUUGAAAAGUUGUGGAAGCCAAACAUGCCUUUAUUUAAGUUAAAAUUGGUCGACCUCAAAGGUUGUAAAAACCUUGUGAAAACACCAGACUUCAGUAUGGCCCCAAAUCUUGAAAGUUUGAUUCUGGAAGGUACUGCAAUAGUAGAUAUUGAUCCUACCGUCAAGUUUCUAAGGAGGCUGAAGCUUUUGAAUUUAAGAAACUGCAAGAGACUUAGGAUUUUCCCAUCCAAAAUUGGGAAUGGAUCUCUACAAACAUUAAUUCUUUCAGGUUGCUCAAAUAUAGACAGGAUUCCAGAGAUUGUGGGGGAAAUGGAAUGUCUGAAAGAGCUUUGUUUGGAUGGGACUGGUAUUAAAGAACUUCCCUUUUCAAUUGGACAUCUCAGGAGUCUUAUGUUGCUAAAUUUGAAAGAUUGCAGUAAGCUUGAGAGUCUCCCAAGCAGCAUAGGUGGGUGUGAAUUCCUUAAAACUCUUCUUCUCUCUGGCUGCUCUAAACUUAAAAAUUUUCCAGAGAGUUUGCGACAACUAGAAUCUUUGGAGGAGCUUAACCUGAGUGAGACUGCCAUAACGACACCACCAUCCUUCAUCUUUCAUUUGAAAAUCUCAAGUUUCUUUCUUUCCAAGGAUGCAAGGGACCACCGUAUAGAGUACGAUCACAUUGGCGUUUUAUUUCUAGGCCCACACCAAGACUUACUUGUCCUCGUUGGAAAUUCUACAGCUUAGUGAUAACAAUUUCAUCACCCUACCUGCAACUCUUAGUCGACUUUCCAAGCUUACUAGUCUAGUACUGACUGACUGUAAAAGGCUUAAAUCAUUGCCCGAGCUACCAGCAAGCAUAAAAUUAUGGAUAGACGGUUGUGCUU